Messenger RNA from Parascedosporium putredinis, 1995 nucleotides. Lineage: Eukaryota; Fungi; Ascomycota; Sordariomycetes; Microascales; Microascaceae. The record is from the annotation of a GenBank genome assembly.
AUGAUCUAUUAUAAUUCCACCCUUCGACCCGACUUGAGCUGGCGCGAUGGUUAUUUCUUCGUGCUUAGCUACCAAAGCCUCAAAGCGGGCACCCUCGAGUCGACGCGACCACACACCCCCACCAUCCAACCCGCCGCAUCAAUCGUGAAGCCCAUUCCCACCUUCACUGCGCGCCCGUCGCCCGCCCGCGAUCCGAGUCAAUUCUUUUCGCCAUCCCUAGGCCAAGUCUUCAAAUUCCGCCAACUCUCCUUCCUCCUCGAUUAUCUUCCCCCUCCCCUCGCCCCUCUCCACCCACAUCCUCGCCCCAACCCACCACUUACCCGCGCACGCCGCUCCAAGGGUCGUCACCAUGGCCUCCGCCCCCGCGGAAGAGGAAGCCCUCCGGGGCUACUUCUCCCCGACGCCGCCCUCGAACCCGACGUCCUCGCCGAACUCACCUCCCUCCUGCGCCUGCACGGCGUCUCCGCCGAGGACCUCUUUUACAAGUGGGAGUCGUACUGCAUGCGCCUCGAGGUCGAACCCAGCGCCGUCACCCUUCCCGCCCUCAAGGCCUUCAAGCAGCGCACCCUCGACGACCUCGAAAAGACCAACCAGGCCGCCGCCGCCAAGGGUCCCGAGCGGAGAAUCGGCCAGACGCCCCGCAGCGUGGCCAAGGGCGGCGGCGGCGAUGUCUUCAACAUGCAAGUGCCCCCUCCCUUUUAUUUCCCCUUUUUCUCGUACCCCGCUACCGCGCGGACCAAGGGCCCCGCCGGCGCCAGCCUCAAGAAAAGAGCUCUCGAGACUCCCUCCACAAACCGACUUCGCUCCGACGUCCCCGCCAGCUCCCUGACCUCAAGACCCCCAGCCGACUCACCGAUGCCGCCGGAUCCUUCACGUCCCCGAGCCCCCUUCGCCCCCUACCCCGAGCCCCGCGUGCGGCUCAACGCCCUCGCCGACGUCCGCAAAAUCGACUACAAGCCCCUCUCCGUCAAACUCUCCGAGGUCGCGAGCGCCCUCAACCGCCGCAUCGACAACGCGGUCGCCUUACUCGCGGCCGACCCCGACAUCGACGACUCCGAAUUCGGCAACCCCACCACGCAAAGCACCUCGCGCAUCCUCGCCGUCGGCCGCAUCUCCUCCAUGAAGCACGGCAACGGCCGCCGCGUCCCCCUCAACGUCUCCCGCCUCCCCGGCUUCAGCACCUUCCCCGGCCAGGUCGUCGCCCUCCGCGGCACCAACGCCUCGGGCUCCCAGUUCGUCGCCGACCAGGUCCACCGUCUACGCGGCGACCCGGACGCCAUGGACGCCGACGCCGACAGCGACGGCCCCGACCCCGCGCCGCUCACCGUCCUCUUCGCCUCGGGCCCCUACACCCCGGACGACAACCUCGACUACGAGGCCCUCCACGCCAUCUGCGACAAGGCCGCCCAGACCUACGCCGACGCCCUCGUGCUCUCCGGGCCCUUCCUCGACCUCGAGCACCCCCUCAUCGCCUCGGGCGACUUCGACCUCCCUGAAGACGCCUCGUACGACCCCGACACCGCCACCAUGACCACCGUCUUCCGCCACCUCUCCGUCAAGAUCGUCCCCAACCCUCGCACCCUCUUCCUCAACGAAAUCAUGCUCGGCCUCUCGGGCCAAGACGCCCUCUGGGAGCUCCGCCACGAGGAACUCGUCGUCGGCCGCGUGCCCCUCCAGGAUCCCCCUUCCCGCCUCAGCCGCUACCUCAUCGAUCAGCGCCACUACUUUCCCCUCUUCCCUCCCACCGACCGUUCCAAGCUGCCCAAGACGGGCACCGAGGACGGCAGGCCUCCGGCGCCCGCGCUACAGCCCUUUGCCAGAGUCGUCGAAAGUGUACUCGUCAUCAACCCCGGCUCCCUCUCCAAACGUCGUGGCGCCGGCACGUACGCCCGCAUGAUUCUGUACCCGCGCGCCCUCGACGCCGAAGAUAGAAACCAGGAGUUUGUGCCGAACAACGUAUUUUCUCGCGCGAGGGUGGAUGUCAUUAAAAUUUAG